Cooperia oncophora is the source of this 207-nucleotide messenger RNA. The record is from the annotation of a GenBank genome assembly. NCBI's taxonomy places the organism in Eukaryota, Metazoa, Nematoda, Chromadorea, Rhabditida, Trichostrongylidae.
AUGAGAUUGGAAGAUAGAAGGGAUAACGACUUCGAUGAGAAAAAGACUAGAGGAGGGGGACACCAGUGUCGCUUACCUGUCGAACGAUGUCCCCCUCAAACCGCACUGAUGAGUCCUGGAGUAGGCACUGUGUCAGUGCUAUUGGGCGCUCAAUGGGGUGACGAAGGCAAAGGGAAGGUGAUCGACUACCUCAUCGAAAAUAAUGAC